Molecule: messenger RNA, 1119 nt
Organism: Psilocybe cubensis
Lineage: Eukaryota; Fungi; Basidiomycota; Agaricomycetes; Agaricales; Agrocybaceae
Exons: 5
Coding region: 1-1119 (372 amino acids)
Source: RefSeq, a predicted model, not a curated record
AUGGUCAUUGUGUUCCUCACCGUUCUAGCUAUCCUUCCUGUCGUAAUAUUCAUGACUACCAAACGGGUCCGCAUUAGAGUAAUCAAACUCGAGUCCUAUUGGGAAACUCUCAUUUGGACGUGUCAUCUCUGGAGGUCCAAGCUGAUCUUUCCAAACACUCUUGCCGACUGGUACCACAAGGACUUGGAAAACAUGGACGCCGACUUAAUCUAUGUACAAAGCAUUUGGUUAUUUCUACUUCCUUUCUUUGCUUCACGAGGAUAUACAAUGUAUCAAAGAGACCCCGACAGCUUUGGUGAUUUAAAUCCUCCUCAUUCCCCCCCUUCCACAAAGACUACGAUGUACCCUUAUGCUCGCCAGGUCCCAAGCAGAAAUCUCAACCCAAGGAAAGCAUGGUCGAUACGUAUCUGGGCAGCUCGAGAUUCUCUUGGAAGGGAUGUUAUAAUCAAGGUGGUAUCGGAGGUAGAAAAAGAAUCUAAUGAACUGAAGGUCUUGAAACUCCUUAACAGCAAAAAGUUACGAGCGGAUCCAGCGAACCAUACCAUUCAUGCUAUCGAAUACAUCACUUUCGACAGAUUCAUUUUUGUAGUGAUGCCCAGAUGGGAUAGUUCCAUCCUCCCUGAAUUCGAUAACGUUUCCGAGCUUUUGUCGUAUGCAAAAACAGUUUUCGAAAACAUUGGGAUGAAUGUCGUCUUGGAAUCAUCCGAAACGAUUCGUAGAACAGGACUACGAGACCCAAAGGAAGUUCAAUAUGCCCUCUUUGAUUUUGGUGGCUCCAUGAUUUUCCCGGAUGAUACUGUUAUUGAAGAGGCACGGAUCUCGCGACGUGACCUCAACUUUCAUUUGCACGGUGUGCCCCCUAAUUCAGUUACAUAUCCGUACAAUCCAUUUCGAAUGGACGUUGCUUUCAUGGGCACAUGUCUUCAAACAUAUGUCAGGCACCUUGAACACAAAAUUCCUGAACUGGGGCCAUUCUUCGACUUGUUAGUUGACGCAAAUGACCCCAAUCAACUUUCAGCUAGUCAGGCCUUUGCUCGCUUCACGGAUAUAUGCAACAGUCUGAAUUCUGAGGUGACAAAUGCGCCUGUUGAAUUAUUCACAUGGCAACAUGGUAUGUAA